AUGGCAGCAGGUCGUAAUAUCGUGGGAGCAGAUGUAUUCGAUCAAAAUUUAGAGCACGUGGCAUUAUUAUCCAAUGAAUUAUUGCCUAGUGAAUACUUUACUGGUGGUCUAGCUGAAUUUUGUCACCAUGCAGCAUACCAUUGUGAUAUACAUUCUAUUUCUAUGCCAAUAAUUCUGCUAAAUGUAGCGGCGACAAGUACCGAGAAAAAUGGAAUAUGGAGAUCCAAUACAGAAAGAUUCCCAUUGAAUUUAUACAGCCUUCUUGUAGGCAAUAGUUCUUUUGGCAAAUCAAAGCUGUUGCGGCUUAUUUCACAUGGACUUCAUGUAAUAAUUAAAAGUCUUCCACACAAAUUUCAAUCCAGCUCAGAUAACUUGAACAAUAAUUUUCCUGUUUAUAAUGAUGCCACGUGUGCAGGAAUAAUAGCUUCAGUUAAUGGUUGUACUCGAGUAUUAAUAUCAGAAGAAGCUGAUGUAUUAUUGCCAUCAAUUGGCGCGGUUUUACCAUCGCCAUUCAUAAAUAAGGAUGUGCCUGCAGUAAAAUCGGAAGCACGUGUUGAAAUGAUGAAAAUGUUCGACGGCGAUUUUCAUAUGAGAAAACUGAAAGGAGGCAUUUGUAAAAUUGACAGCUUUAAACAUUCUUUUAUAGGGGCGAGUAGUGGAGGAAUCAUUGUAACAGCAUUACAGCGAAAAGCCAAUGGUUCUCAGGUUGAUGCGUUUUUUGAACGUCUAAUGAUUUGGUACUUACGACCACCACCAUUGAUGUUUGUGCCAGAGAGUGAAAAGAAAACGCCGGAGAUGCAAAAAUUUCCAUCUUUUGAAGAAUUUUGUAUUAUACUAGGAUUAUUCGAAAAUUUGGAAUUAUUUUAUGAUAAUGAUAGUGAUAGGAGGAUGGUCGAUUUUGGGAAUCAGUACAUAGCACUUGCAUAUAAACAAACUGACCGAUAUCUGAUGGCAAAAAUUGGAAAAACUGUGCAGCUAAAUCAUCGAUUAGUUGGUUUGAUUCAAGUGCUGGAGUGGAGCUGGAAAAUUGCUGCUGAGUAUUUACGAAUAUAUGGUUGUUUUACAUCAAGUAUUUCUGAAGAUUUUAUAUCAAGUGUACGUCAAAUUUUUAAGGAUUUGUACGGUGAAUAUAAUGAUGAUAAACGUGGUUUCAUGAUAUCCAUGGUAUCUGUUGAACAUGGUAUUAAUAUUUCGCAAGCUCUUUUGGAACAAUACAAGAUAAUCAUGCGUUUACCUGAUGAUCCUGUUCGUGGUGCAACAUCAAACAAUAAUAAUUUACAGUCAAAUACAACGGAAAAUUUCAGCAUGAAUAUUAAAUUGGAAAAAUCGAAACUGAAAUUUAGUGAACAUGUUCGUGGCAUCUUGUUAUUCAAGUCAGUAAUGUUUACAUCCACGACAUUAUAUAAAUCCUGUUCAGUAUUUCGACAUCAUUCAGAAAAUGUUAACUCGGUUUUGCAAGAAUUAGCCAAACGUGGUCUUAUUAUAGAAUUUAAAAAUGGUGUUGUUUCUGCAACGAAAAAGGCAACAGUAUAUGUUAAAUGGUUUCCGAAUAUAAAUGAUACGGUGGAAUGUCAACGUUUUGAGCAGUUGUUAGGAGAAUUUAACGAUGAUCAACUUAGUUCAACCUCAGUUGUUAGUUGUACAACUACUGUAUCAUUAUCACCACAUAAAGCUGCUCCGAAAGCAGCUGUUUUGAAUUAUUUAAAGAUUAGUCGAUAUGCUCGAUUAAAUCUUGAUUUCACUGGACAUACUAUUGUAUUAGAAAAUUCUCUUGAUGCUGGUGCAGUUGAUGAAGAUUCUAAUUGUAGUAGCGUUCUACUUGAAGGUUCAAUAAAAGCAAAUGAGUUACCAAUAGCUGAAGUAUUUUGUGGUUAUGAAAAGAACGUAAUAAACUCAACAAAUUCGUCUAGUGCUGAUGACAAAGUCACACAUGAAGAACCUAUGAUUAUGUCAAAUACCAUUGCUAAUAGGAGUACCACUAUUCAAGAAAGUGUACAUAUUACUGAUAAUUCGCAUUGCAGUCCAGUUGAUUUCUUGUCAGAGCAAAUAUUGACGCAUGUUGUGCAAGCCAGUGAUGGUGGCAGCUGUUCGUCAAAGAGAAAAAUUAGUGAACGAGUUCAAGAAUUAAAUGAUGAUGAUGUUCCACUUCGAAUACGGAUUCGUUCUGUUCGCGAUGGUAUUGGUCAUUAA
Molecule: messenger RNA, 2190 nt
Organism: Rotaria socialis
Lineage: Eukaryota; Metazoa; Rotifera; Eurotatoria; Philodinida; Philodinidae
Source: the annotation of a GenBank genome assembly